This is a messenger RNA of Lachancea meyersii CBS 8951, 1218 nucleotides long. The record is from the annotation of a GenBank genome assembly. Lineage: Eukaryota; Fungi; Ascomycota; Saccharomycetes; Saccharomycetales; Saccharomycetaceae.
AUGUCAAACAUCGACGACGGUAUAUUAUCCGAUGCGGAGGACAAUUUCGCAGCUAAGCACAGCGACGUUUACUUGGGAUUUGUCGAUGCAGCAAUCAAAGAUUCCGAUGAGGUCCGCACUGACGACACGUUCAUAGGGGGAGAACCUAUUUGGUUACAUCCAGAUUCGCUACCCGAAGAAGAUCUUUUAAGAUGUGGAUCGUGCCAUUCUGUGGCUGACCUGAAAUUGCUUAUACAGGCCUUUGCUCCUUUAGAUGCAGAACAGGUUGGAAAUGUUGCCGAAAAGCUCGGUUUGACACCGGUAAAGGUCAACCCAGAAGAUGAACGGGUUCUCUAUGUCUUUAUGUGCACUAAAUGCUCCAGAAAACCCAAAUCUGUGCGCUGUAUCCGCGGCGUCAAGAAAGGCAAGAAUUCAGACUUCCUGCAGGCUACAAUGACUUCGUCGAUUCAGGAAAAAGAUUUCAAGAUCAACCGCUUUGAAGUCGACCAAAGCUCAUCAAACCCGUUUGCUGUUGAUGCUGUAAAUUUUGAAAGUCCUAAUCCUUUCGCAAUAACCUCUGAAAACCCGUUCUCAACCACACAGGAAACCACCCAAGAAAAGUCCAAAUCGGCAGCUGACACCAUUAAUCCUAAAGUUGCAAGGAAAGAACAUGAUUCUCUACCAGACAAAAAAUUUGACGGCGCCUUUCCUGGCUUCUUCUUGUAUGUCGAAGAAGAGUCCUUUAAAAACAAAAUCCCUGACCACCUCAAGCUACCCAAAAAUGUGAAAAUAGACAAGACAGUUUUGGACCUCGAUCCUGAAAGCGAGGGUUCCUUCGGUGGGUCCAAUAUUGAACUGGAUCCCAGAACCGAAAAGUUAUCCAAAUUUCUAGACGAUGACGUAUUCCAGAAAUUCCAGGACGUUGCAGGCUAUAAUCCAUUGCAAGUACUACGAUACCACUUUGGAGGCGAACCUCUAUAUUACGCAGCGAUAAAUGUGGAUCUUCCAAAAGUAAUACCAUCGCCAGGCUAUAAUCCCUCAUCCAAAAGGGUUUUCGAGAUGCAACUAAUGCCUAAAAUGAUUCUGGACUUGGAAGAAACUGUUCUAGAGAAAGGCGGAAUGGAGUGGGGUACCAUCAUGAUUUUCACAGACGUCGAAAAUUAUAUCACGAAGUAUGACGAGCAUGGCGUGGGCUAUGUUGAGGAAUGCGUGAGGGUGCAAUGGGAGACGGAAAAAUAA